Molecule: messenger RNA, 6400 nt
Organism: Doryrhamphus excisus (bluestripe pipefish)
Lineage: Eukaryota; Metazoa; Chordata; Actinopteri; Syngnathiformes; Syngnathidae
Gene: znf219
Product: zinc finger protein 219
Biological process (GO): regulation of DNA-templated transcription
Cellular component (GO): nucleus
Molecular function (GO): DNA-binding transcription factor activity, RNA polymerase II-specific; RNA polymerase II cis-regulatory region sequence-specific DNA binding
Source: RefSeq, a predicted model, not a curated record
AGAGAGAGAGAGAAAGAGGGAGGGGGGAGACGCCGUAUGCUUGUAUACAACCCUGAUUUCCAUUUUUUUCCCCAAGUCGUAAUGUAUUUAAUUCAAGCGCAACGUAAUCAUGACGUGUCGUGUCAUUAAUCUCCUCGCCGCCUCGCGCGGGAUUGAAGGAGGAGUCAGGCCGCCCCCAGUCAAGACACUGGAUAAUGGCAUAACAGCACACACACUGCUGCAGAGGAUGGAUUCGCCACCCGAGUGUGUCUUGUCCCUUUCCUGUGAGCAACCCCCUUCCUCUCCCACACAAGAACCCAGCCCUCAGGUUCUCGAAAGCCCGCAACCGUCACCUCAGAGCCCAGACACGGUGCCAUACUCUCCUCUCUCCAUGUCGGCCCUUCCUGAGGAGGAUCACCAUGAUGAUGAUGAGUCAGAAGAACAGGAUGGCGAUGCUCCUCCAUCACCCACCCCAGCCGUGGCAUUAUUUCCAGGGGGCGAAGCGGGACGCAGUCCGCGUUUGGACUCAUCUCAGCCAGACAUGCAAUCGGCACCACUCCUUGGGUUUGGAGCUUUGGAGCUAGCCUUGUCUUCAGGCCAGAGCGGAACCUGCAACGACGAGCUAGAUCUUCAGCUCUUCCAGAAGGACGCAAUUACCAGGACGGCACCCGGAGGGGGAGGGGCGUCAUCCGUACCUUCACUCAAGUUCCCCUGUCAUGUUUGUGGGAAGCGAUUCCGUUUUCAAAGCAUUUUAUCCCUUCAUGCCCGAGCCCACAGUCUGGACUGGCACCGCCGAGCUUCACCGCAUUAUGGCAGCGUGCUCCCCUCAGCGCCUCUGAAGCAGAACCUCAAGGUCCAACAGAGUAAAAAAACCAUGAUCCAGAACCACAGAAGAGAUUCCAGCCAGUGCAUGCUGUCCGGGAAUGUCAUCCACCAGCUGGCAGAAGAAGAGGAUGUCGAUGGUGAGGUCAAAGCCUUGGAAGAAGACCUUCAAUUCGAACAGAACCAACACUUCAUUCUAGAUGACAGCACAGACCCUCCGUCUGGGACCACAUCAACUCCAACGGCGCCUGCGUUCCGUUGCCAUGCCUGCAAAGGGAAAUUCAGGACAGCUUCGGAGUUGACGCGCCAUGUAAGGAUUCUCCACAAUCCUUACAAAUGUACACUGUGUCCUUUCUCCGCCAGCCAGGAAGCCUCCCUGGCAUCCCACCUGCAGGAGUGCCACCCCUCCCCUGAAGGCCCUGCUCUGCCACAAACCCUUUCCAACGCCAGGCCCAUGAGUGCGCCUGCUGAGAUUCCAUCAGCCCAAACCUCGUCCUCAACUCAGGUGGCAUCACCUGCCAAAGCGUCAGGAUCCUCCUCCUCCUCCUUGCCGGCAUUCCGUUGCGACACCUGUGGACAGAGGUUCACCCAGUCUUGGUUCCUUAAGGGACACAUGCGGAAGCACAAGGACUCCUUGGAUCAUAAGUGCCAGGUUUGUGGCCGUGGCUUCAAGGAGCCAUGGUUCCUGAAGAACCACAUGAAAGUACACCUCAACAAGCUCGGUCUCAAAGCCGGCUUGGGAAGCAUUGACCAGCAAGCUAAAGGCUCUGCCGGUAAUCCGUCCCUGAACGCCCUCUACUCCAGCCUCCUUCUGGCUCAGCAAGGGGGUCCUAGGGUGGGCCAAGGAAGACCAGAUAAGGAGAGUGGAGGCAGAAUUGGCAAGUCAGCCAUUUUAGGAUACCUUGGCCUUCCUGGUGAUGGCAGUGGGGCCAGCUGCAUGGAGAGACUCCAAGCUGUCGCCCAAGUAGCCGAGAUGGGUAACAGUAUUGGCGGUAUGAGCUCAGAAGGACGAGAAACCGCAGGAAAUCGAGGUACGAGUGAUGCGACAGUAUCCGAAGGAGGAGAGCAGACUGCCUGGUGGCAACUGGUGGCUCGGAGCCUCGCUGUGGCUCAGCGAGUCAAUCCGAGAAACAAAUCAGUACCAGCGGAGAGUGACCCAGUCAGAACCUACGCCGACACCAUGGAUCCUUCUGGAGGAGCAGAGGGCUCCUGGGAAUGCCCUGACUGCGGAAAGAUUUUCCACAGUCUCCAGCAGGUGGUCGUUCAUGCUCGUGUUCAUGCUCAGAAAGCCCAGCGAGAAGGUGAGGUGCAGGGCGGUGGCAUCUCCAGAGGUAGAGGAGGCCCUGCUGAAGUCCGGCAGGAUCCUUUGCUUCUCAGCAGUGGGGACCGGAGACAGGAAUCUAAAGGUGCAUCCGUGGGAUUUCCUUCUGUCUUACCAGGCUUCAAAGGAGAGAAUGGCGUGACAUCUUCCCUCACGUCGCUUCCCACCAGGGAGCGUGUGCGGGGCCGAGGGAUUAAAGAUUGCCCCUACUGCGGUAAAGCCUUCCGCUCAUCCCAUCACCUCAAAGUGCACCUGAGAGUUCACACAGGCGAGAGACCCUACAAAUGCCCCCACUGCGACUACGCUGGUACCCAGUCUGGCUCGCUCAAGUACCAUCUUCAGCGGCACCACAGAGAGCAGCGCAACAUGUCGGCAGGUUCCUCCAGUUCCUCUGCCGCCGUCAAUGGUCUGACCUCCGCUAAGCAACGCCGCUCUCACCUCAAUCACAGCCCCUCUGGCCGGGCCUCGGCAGACAGCCCCACCUCAAGACCCAGUCAGCAGUCUUGGCUUCUUGGUGUUCCGGACCAUCAAGACCACCGCAAGGCUUUGGCAGCGCUGAGGGAAGUCGAUCUUGAGACGCAGUACCGUUAUCUGUCAGGAGUGAUGGGUGCGCUUUACCAAGGUGGUAUGGAAGGCGCUUGGGUCAGGGAGUCGACCCCUCCAAAAGCGACAAAGGUAUCCCGCAGGAAGCCCCUUACCACGAACCGCAUGGUGCAACCAUCCGGCGACAAACAAGCACCUUCAAGUCAAGGCGGCUUUGAACCUCUCGAUUUGUCCCGCCGUCCCUCACCAGGCCUCGGAGGGGUGGAAGAGGAGGGAGUCUUUCAAGAAGAAGGCACCGGCGACCUUGUCACUCUGAACCAAUGUUCUGACUGUCCAUUUCGGACGUCCUCCACUGAGCUCAUGAGCAUGCACCUGCAGGUCAACCACACCAGUAAGUCCAGACACAAGAGAGGCUCUGUGUCCUCCUUCGACGAUGAUAGCGCCCCGAAGGCUGCUAAAUCCCGUCACAUUCCCUCUGAGAUCGACUCCCUUGGGAUUUGGAGGCACGGGGAGGGAUCCUCAACCCAAACCAGGACCACCAACGGUCUCCCUCCUAAUGAUGAUGGUGAUGAUAAUUGCCUAGAGUCCAACUGGACUUCGAUACCCCGCGACAGUCUGAUCCUCCAAGAUGAAGAUCAGGAGGAAGACGAACAAGGUAGCAGUCUGGAAAAUUCACCAAGACAAGAUCAGGAUUCUUCACCGACUUUGACAGCACCCGGUAGGAACGUCCUCACAGAUUAAAACCCAAACCCCCAAACGUUGGAGAACACUGUGGUCCUGACAGGUUGGGCCUACAAACAAGCAAGCAUGGACAUCUUUUUCUACUUUUUUUUUUCCAGCCUCCAAUUCAAUUUGAUAAACUAGUCCUGCAUCAUUCCAGCAUCGGUUCCUCCACGACAGAUGGACCGCAAAUCCCGACCCAAACAGUUUCAAGGUCAAAGUCAAGGUCCUGGUCCGAGUCGAGCAAAGCUAUUGAACUGAAAGCGUGAUUAGACUCUGCCUUCUUGUCUGAAAUGUGAGCUUUAUAGAAAAAGUAUACUAAAGUAGUCUUUUUGUCUGUUUUUUAAGUUAGUGCCUGUUUUAAGGCUGGGGUUGGGGGGUCACUCGUUUGACCUUGAAACAAAAACCCCGGUAUACUUGGCGUUACAGUGCACUUGUGGCUCUAGUUCCGUUCUGUAAAAGUGAUGCCGAUCAUGUCACAUCGAUGUAGACGGAUGAAACAGGAGUGAGGUUUUUGACGUGGAGCGAAAGCUAAAGACACAAUCAAGUGUAAGAUGCUCUUCUUUGUCGGUAGGAGCAACUGAUUAAAAACACUAACAAUUAAGGCUUAGAUAUCCCAGUAGAACAUGUAGCUUUUAUCACAAAAAAAAAUAAAUAAAAAAAAUCUCAUUCCUUUAAGAGGCUUAGAUAUUAUUUUGAUGUGAGCUAAGACUAGUUGUAACGUCCAUAAGGAGCACUGUGCAAGUUCCCAAAGUACCGUACAUGCUCUAAUUAUUGUCGUUUAUUUACCUAAACCAUGAACUGGAAACGUAGCAUAUUGACAAGAAUAUUGCACAACACAGCAGCAAUAGAAGCAAUUUGUUAAUAGCAGUUAGCAGUUAGGAGCACACUGCUCAGCAAGCAAUAAUAGCAACGAUGAGAUCAAGUGUAACGUAACACACGGACCCACCGACAGGUGAUUUUGCAACAUUUUAAAGCGCUUUCAAACGCCAAGGUUUCUUUUCUACAGUAAACCUCGGAUAUAUCGGAUUCAAUUGUUCCCACUGGUUUUGUCCGAUAUAAGCGAAAUCCGUUAUAUGCGUAUACCGGAAAAUGUCCGUUUUACGCAUAUAUCGGAUUUAUAUCCGGUAUAUGCGUAAAUCGGAUUUUAUCCGUUAUAAAAAGGCACUUCUUUGACUAUGUUUCCAAUGUACCUGUAACGCGUAGGCAACGCUGCAAAUGACGUCUUAUAGCGGCCUGUCACGGUUCGGCGAAUCGGAGCGCCACGAUGCGGCCAUCCGAUAUAUGCGAGGGAAAUUUAAUGGAAAUGCAUUGGAACGGGACUGGAGAUUUUGUCCGAAAUAGGCGAAAUCCGUUAUAAAAAAUCCGAUAUAUGCAAUGAAUUUUUAUUGGAAAUGCAUUACAGAAAAAUCGGUUCUUUUUUAUCUGUCCGUUGUGAGCGAAUUUCCGAUAUAGUCCGAUAUAUCCGAGGUUUACUGUAUUUGCAUUUGCAGACCAUAACAAAGGACUAUAAUAGACUUGAUUGAAUUAGAGGCAUUAAUUGGAGCAUAUACGGUCAUAGUUCCUAUUUUAUCUUUAGACCAAAUCCUUCUACUCUUCUUGUUUUUUGUUCAUGAUGGACAUUGUGGCUUUUGAACGCCGUGCUUUGCAGUAGCCGCACCACCUCAUCCAAAUGUGUCGUUCCAGCCCUUGUGAACUGAUUGUAAAAGAGAGUUCACGUACAGUACGUGCUUUUUUUUUUGUUUUUUUUUUUCUUGUUGUUUUGUUUCCGUGGGAAUGUAAGGCCGCAUCUGUUGAGUCUCCUCAGCAACGAGUUUCAAAGCCACCGUGCCUUCUGUUUCAAGCACUUCCUGGUGUUUUUUGUAUAACUCACCAAAAGCCGAUAGCGACACGCUUUUCUUCCUAUCUGUCUUUACCGCCGCCCUCCCCCCUUAAGUCCACACCUUAAACGGGGUCUCAAGGCCCGACAUGGAUUGACCAAAGCCCGAGUCUAAGACUAACGGGUGUAUUUAAUCUCUUAAAUUGCCAAAAUAUGUCCAACGUGACACUAAAGCUCAAUGAAGACUAAUAAUCCCUUCUUCCCUCUUGCUCUUCCUUUGUGUUCCUGGUUGUAAACUGAAGGUGACGUAUCUGCUACUGAGGCCUUUAUUAUUAUCAGAGACCCAUCUGUGUGUGUGUGUGUGUGUAUGUGUGUGUGUAUGUGUGUGCUCUCCUUGAUGAUAAUUAUUGUUUCAGUGUCGAAAAAGAAAGCAAAAAGAAAACAUAAAAGAAAUGUCUUGUUGAAUGUUGUACAGAUAGCGCUUAGAGGUGUCAUUCGUCAUGUUGUUUUACUUUCAUAUGAGAGCACAAACCCGAGCGCUGGUCCUCUUGGCUCCUCCCACUAAAUUAAGCCUGCCGAUCGCCCCCCCCCCCCCCCCCCCGAACACCCAAGAGAGCACAAUUCUACAUAAAAAUGUUUUGAAUGUAUGUGAAAUGCACUGUGCCUCAGCUGCAUGGUCCCAAAUUUUAAAUCCGAAUUAGACACCAUAUUUGUUGCACCUUAUCUCCUGUCAAUCAAUCAAUCAGGGUGUGGCAGCAUUGGAGAGACGAAUGGACCAUGCCAGGUUUGGGCUCUUGUGUAGUUGACUGCCAUUGCAGUGAGGGACAAAGUGAUCUAACAUAGUAGUGACUAAUAUGAAUUUGUGGACAGAUGAAAAAAAAAAAGAACACAUUAGAAAUAAACAUAAAUAUUACAUAAACUGGUGUCAGUUUUUUUCCUAAACAAACAAAAUUCAGUUGUGAUGAAAAUGUUUUUGUGUUACAUGUGAAAGUGUUGGGCUGCACGGUGGAUGAGUGGUUAGCACAGACCUCACAGCUAGGAGACCAGGGUUCAAUUCCACCCUCGGCCAUCUCUGUGUGGAGUUUGCAUGUUCUCCCCGUACAUUCCAAAAACAUGCUAGGUUAAUUGGCGACUCCAAAUUGUCCAUAGGUAUGAAUGUGAGUGUGAAUGGUUGUUUGUCUAUAUGUGCCCUGUGA